Messenger RNA from Raphanus sativus (radish), 1470 nucleotides. RefSeq names its product E3 ubiquitin-protein ligase RGLG5. The transcript has 11 exons. The record is from RefSeq and is a predicted model, not a curated record. Bases 152 to 1333 code for a protein of 393 amino acids. Lineage: Eukaryota; Viridiplantae; Streptophyta; Magnoliopsida; Brassicales; Brassicaceae.
GUCGUAUAUAUAUUAACCCUGUAAAAAAUCUUGAGCCGUUUUACUGGAAACUGAACGUGGCAAGAACAAUCCUUGGGCAGCCAGAAUCUAUUGAAAGGACAUCGUCUUUGUGUUCAACAUAUAUAAGGGUUUAGUUUAAAAAUCUAUUCUGAUGGGAGGUAACAGUUCGACGAGUAGGAGCAACAGUCAGAGAUAUUCUCAGAGUCCUCACCAAAACAGCACGCCACAACAUUCUACUACGGCUUCUGCGUUACAGCAAAAGAAUCAAUCCAAAAAGUAUUCACUCAUUGCCGAUAACUACCGUUCCACUGAUGAGGUUACGGCUGCGCUUUCACAAGCCGGUUUGGAGUCAUCGAAUCUGAUUGUUGGUAUAGAUGUCACAAAGAGCAACGAGUGGACAGGACAGAGAUCAUUCGACGGGAAGAGCUUACAUGACAUAGGACCAGUUCCAAACCCGUACGAGCAAGCGAUUUCAAUCAUCGGAAAGACUUUAUCCUCUUUCGAUGAAGAUAACUUGAUCCCUUGUUAUGGCUUUGGAGAUGCUACGACACAUGAUCAGGAUGUAUUCAGUUUCCUUCCGGACGAUACUUUCUGUAACGGGUUUGAAGAGGUUCUUGCUCGUUACAAAGAGAUUGUUCCUCAGCUUCGUCUUGCAGGUCCGACUUCUUUUGCACCUAUUAUCGAAAGAGCUAUGACGAUUGUGGAGGAAAGUGGAGGGCAGUACCAUGUUCUUCUCAUCAUUGCUGAUGGACAGGUGACAACACAGCACGGUGGUCUCAGUGCACAAGAACGUAAGACCAUUGAUGCUAUCGUUAGAGCAAGUCAAUAUCCAUUAUCGAUAGUUUUGGUUGGUGUUGGAGAUGGUCCUUGGGAUACAAUGAGACAGUUUGAUGACAACAUACCCGCUCGUGCCUUUGACAACUUCCAGUUUGUGAAUUUCACGGAGAUUAUGUGGAAGAACAUUGAUGCUGGAAGAAAAGAAGCAGAGUUUUCAGUUUCAGCCUUGAUGGAGAUCCCUUCUCAGUAUAAGGCCACCCUCGAGCUCGGCUUGCUCGGACGAAGAACUGGAAACUGUCCAAACAAAACUGCUCGUCAACCACCAAUAAGUGGUUACAAUCGAUCUCUGAGCAACAGUUCUUGGUCAAGCAGUGUUGCCUCUGCACCACCUACCUCAUCUGGUAGUAAUGAGAGCCAGGUUUGCGCGAUCUGUCUGGUUAAUACAAAGAACAUGGCAUUCAACUGUGGACACCAGACUUGCAACAAAUGUGGAGAAAACAUUCAAACAUGUCCUGUUUGCCGCGUCUCUAUCGCAGUUCGUAUUAAACUCUAUUAGUACUAGUUUUCCUUUUACUCAACUUUCUCACUGCUACCGGAUUUGAAUUGAGAAUGCAGUAAUUGUUUUUGCACCUUCGUUGUUAUAAGCUUUUUACAGCUUUCUUUAUAAAAGAAUAGGUUUUUUUAUGAUGAUAA